AUGGAUACUCCUUCCAAGCCACCUGAGAAAAAAAGAAAGAUCUCAACACCCAAAGGCACUCCAUCUUUUGAUUCCCACCGCUUCCUUUUAGAAGAGCACCAGCAAUGGUAUGGAGUAGUCGAUAACCGGAAUUUAUUGCCGGAAAGAAAGGUUGUUCUACAAACAGGCGAACACGAAGAGUUUCAACAAGAGUUUCGGAGGCGAAAAUGGAUCAAAUUGGCCAAAUACGCCGCCCCUGCAAACGUAGCCAUUGUCAAAGAAUUCUAUACCAAUGCAAUGCUGUUCAAAGCAGGAGUUCCAACCUUCAAAAGCUUUGUGAGAGGGAAAGAGAUUUCCUUUAGUGGCCGAGCCAUUAACCGUUUUCUGGGUACCGAACUAAAUUUGGGUCCAUUAGAGUGUGAAUAUGUUGAAUGGUGUAAUAAGAAAAAGAACUACUUCAAAGUGGUUGAAAAACUGUGUAAGCCCGGGGCAGACUAUGUAACUAGUUCAUCUGGCCACAAGCGGAGAAUUUUGAGAGGCGAUUUGCUUCCCUUAGCGCAGAUGUGGAUGUCUUUUCUGCAUUCGAACAUUGCUCCUUGCUCUCACACCUCAGAUAUCACUGAGAGGAGAUCCCUAAUGAUAUAUGCUAUUAUGGCUGGAUUAUCCAUGGAUAUCGGAGCCAUCAUUGCUAAGGAGAUUCAUUUGACAGCAAACUCGGCCGGUACUGGCCAGCUGAGUCAUCCAUCUCUUAUCACUGAGCUUUGUCGCGAAGCAGGAGUUGAUGUCUCAGAGCCACCUUUCCAGAAACCUCGCCAGCCUAUUAAUGCCCAGUUCAUUCUGAAAAACUGUAUGGGAAGUGAAAACCGUCCUCCUUCAGUGAGAGUUGCACCUCCUGUAGUACCUGGUACCAUCACUCACCGGCUAGUGGAACUCAAGGCUGAUCAACAAUUGAUUCACCAGAAGUUGGAUGCCUUGUACCGUUCCCAGGUUUUGAUGAUGAGCAGCAUUCGGAGCCUCUCAUUUCACAUGCCUGGCAUUUCUCAGGACUCAUUUCACUUUCCAUCCGCAGAGGAGUUUCAUUCCCAUGUUGCAUGGCCGAAACAUCCUGAGAAACAAGAUGAUAUCGAGGGAGCGGGUGAGCACGCUGCUGAGGAGGAGGAGGAUGAGCUUGUUGAUGAGGAGGGGGUGAGGAUGCUGCUGAUGCUGAGGAAAAAGAGGAUGAGCAGCUUGGAGACUAGAUGA
This is a messenger RNA of Sphenostylis stenocarpa, 1221 nucleotides long. NCBI's taxonomy places the organism in Eukaryota, Viridiplantae, Streptophyta, Magnoliopsida, Fabales, Fabaceae. The record is from the annotation of a GenBank genome assembly.